GUUUCGGGAAAAAGAAACAAUUUUUUUUCUUCGAUACGCCUCGAACGCGACGAGGAAUGCAACGCGACUCGCACUUUUGUUUAUUUAUUUUUCAAAAAAAUAAAGCAAAGAAACAAUAUUUUUUUGUUGUUGUUGUAUUUUCGCUGUCCAAAUGAAAGUGCACAAUAACAACAAUUGUUGAUUGGUGAACGUGACGCGUGAUUUGUGAUUGUGAAUGAAAGCGUGCAAGGCAAAUUCUUGACUAAAAGAAAGAAGAAAUUGAAUAAAAGAUGUGCUGAGUGCAAGACACCAGGCAAAGGAGCGACGCGAGCAGCGAGCAGCGAGCAGUGAGCAGCGUUUAAGGAUAGCAUUCAAAGCGGAGCUCAAGAAUUGAGAGAGUGAGAGAGAGAGAGAGAGAGAGAGAGAGAGAGCGUGCAGGAGAGUCCGAGGGAGAGUGUGAUAUUUUUAGCUGUCAAUAUGGUUGUUGUGCCUGCCCUGGGCGCCGCCGCCGUUUCGGUGGGCGGGCUGCUCUUCAAGGCAAGCGCCGCCUCGAAGGCGGCUGCCGCAGCGGGCGUGGCAGCCGUAGGCGCCUCGAAACUGGGCCUGGGCAUAGCCAGCGCCAUUAAACUAACAACCGCCGUUGUCGGCGUCGGCAAAUUAACAAUUUUACCAUUUCUAAUCGCCGCGAUAGCCUACUACAAUUACGAUCUGUUUGAUCCCGAGAAUCGGCCGUUUAAUGUGCCGCAGGUGGAGCUGGCCUAUGAUUUCAUUAUCAUUGGCGGUGGCUCAGCGGGCACGGUGCUGGCCUCACGUCUGUCGGAGGUGCCGCACUGGAAGGUGCUGCUGCUGGAGGCCGGCGGACAGGAGACGGAAAUAUCGGAUGUGCCGCUGCUCUCGCUCUAUUUGCACAAAAGCAAAAUGGACUGGAAAUAUCGCACACAGCCUCAGCCGACGGCCUGCCAGGCCAUGAAGGACAAACGCUGCUGCUGGACACGUGGCAAGGUGAUUGGCGGCAGCUCCGUUUUGAAUACGAUGCUCUACAUACGGGGCAAUCGGCGGGACUUUGAUCAGUGGGCUGCAUUUGGGAAUCCCGGCUGGUCGUUCGAGGAAAUACUGCCCUACUUCCGCAAGUCAGAGGAUCAGCGCAAUCCGUACCUGGCGCGCAACAAGCGCUACCAUGGCACAGGUGGCCUCUGGACAGUGCAGGAUUCGCCCUACAACACGCCCAUUGGGCCGGCCUUUCUGCAGGCCGGCGAGGAGAUGGGCUACGAUAUCGUCGAUGUGAACGGAGCCCAACAGACGGGCUUUGGCUUUUACCAGUUUAAUAUGCGUCGCGGUUCGCGCAGCUCUACGGCAAAAUCCUUUCUGCGACCAGCCCGUUUGCGCUCCAAUCUGCAUGUGGCGCUCUUCUCGCACGUGACCAAGGUGCUAACAGAUCCGCAAACGAAACGCGCCACCGGGGUGCAGUUCAUCCGGGAUGGCCAGCUGCAGAAUGUCUACGCUACGCGGGAGGUGGUGUUGGCCGCUGGCGCCAUUGGCAGUCCGCAUCUGAUGAUGCUCUCGGGCAUUGGCCAUGGCGAGGAGCUGGCCCGCGUGGGCAUACCGCUGGUGCAGCACUUGCCCGGCGUCGGCCAGAAUCUACAGGAUCACAUAGCGGUGGGCGGCAUUGCCUUCCUAAUCGACUAUCCCAUCUCGAUUGUGAUGAAGCGCAUGGUGAACAUCAACACGGCGCUGCGAUAUGCCAUCACCGAGGAUGGGCCGCUUACAUCCAGCAUUGGCCUGGAGGCGGUCGCCUUUAUCAAUACCAAAUAUGCAAAUGCCAGCGACGAUUGGCCAGAUAUGAACUUCAUGAUGACCUCCGCCUCGGUAAUGUCUGAUGGCGGCUCCCAGGUGAAGACCGCCCACGGUCUGACCGAUGAAUUCUAUCAGGAGGUCUUUGGCGAGGUGAACAAUCGCGACGUUUUUGGUAUAUUCCCCAUGAUGCUGCGGCCCAAGAGUCGCGGCUAUAUUAAGCUGGCAUCGAAGAAUCCCCUGCGCUAUCCCCUGCUCUACCACAACUACCUCACCCAUCCGGACGAUGUGAAUGUGCUGCGCGAGGGCGUCAAGGCGGCGAUUGCCGUCGGCGAGACCCAGGCGAUGAAGCGUUUCGGCGCACGCUUCUGGAGCAAGCCGCUGCCCAACUGCAAGCACCUGACCCUGUUCACCGACGAGUAUUGGAACUGCUUCAUCAGGCAGUACACGAUGACCAUCUAUCAUAUGAGCGGCACGGCCAAAAUGGGUCCGCCCAGCGAUCCCUGGGCCGUGGUGGAUCCACAGCUGAGGGUUUACGGUGUGCCCGGAUUGCGUGUAAUCGAUGCGAGCAUCAUGCCGGCAAUUACAAAUGGCAAUAUACACGCACCGGUUGUCAUGAUCGCCGAGAAGGGCGCCGAUCUCAUCAAGCAGCUGUGGCUGACGCCCACCACGAAGCCGACCGAUCAGCAAUGGCGCACCAAGCGUUCGCUGACCGCCACCAAUGAGACGAUAGCGGAAAGGGUGCGACAAUGGCCAUUGCCAAGCGCGUAGCGGGCGCGAAUGCGAGCGGCGGGUGGGAUGUGGGAUGAAGUUGUGAGCCGGCCCGGAGGCAUAUGCUGAUCAAUCAGUGACAGUUGCUUAAAGUAGCUUUUUGAGCUUGAGAAUAAUUUUGUGAAUUGAGAGACAAUCGAAAGCGCAUCGUGAACAGUUUGUAAAGCUUUGGGCUUUAACUGAGCUCAAUUGUCAGAAGUCAAUUAAGCUUUAAUGUGCUUUCUUAACCAUUUGCCAAAGCUCGUUUAUCCUUUUUAAAG
Molecule: messenger RNA, 2801 nt
Organism: Drosophila virilis
Lineage: Eukaryota; Metazoa; Arthropoda; Insecta; Diptera; Drosophilidae
Product: glucose dehydrogenase [FAD, quinone]
Molecular function (GO): oxidoreductase activity, acting on CH-OH group of donors; flavin adenine dinucleotide binding
Source: RefSeq, a predicted model, not a curated record